AUGACGACGAACAACGCCGGGUGGAAUCGAGGAUGGUUCUACCUUCGGAACUACAAGGGCGCACUCCCGGCGUUCACUAACAGGGUUCUUCGGGAGCGACCGCCAAAGUGGGACUGGAGGGUGUCGUCCCCGUCGCAACAAGCCAGGCCUGAGGGCCUCACCGACGCGCUGAUGAAAAGGCGGAAGGAUGCGACGGAGGCAAAGGCCGAGAGGAAGAGGAAGAGAAAGGCGAAGCAUGACAAGGAGUGCAAGCUUGCACGUGUGGAGUGUAAAGCAUGGCCCUCCACGCCCGAGUUCUCGGAGGAGGAGGAGGAGGCCUCGGAUGCCGAGGACCACGCUCUGAGGAGCGACAGGGAAGCCGUGGGCGCGAGCCCCCCGCCGUUCUACCUAUGGGAUGACGAUGAGGGGGAGCCGGUGGCGCCGGAGGUGAUGAGGGCCAUAGCAGAGUCCUCGGCGCACCCAUCCCUCGAGGGGGCUAAGCGGGGGUCGUCGCCUCUGGCGGCCGUUGAGGAGACGCCUGCACCCCAGGUGCUGAAGAAAAACAUUGACAAGAAAAUGGCAGAGAUUGCUGUUCUUCUAGCUGUAAGAAAGAUAAGCAUUGCUGUGGCAGGAGAAAUGCUAAACCUUGCAAAGCCCUUGCUUGUGAAGAAACCUGAUUUAGUCACAUCACUUCCUACUAACAUGGAGUUGAUAAAGGAGGAACUUGAGAUGAUAAAUGUAUUUCUCAAGAAAACAAGUGCCAGGGGGUGCAGCAAUACAGUCUUGGACACUUGGAUUAUCCAAGUUAGGAGGCUGUCAUUUGACAUAGAAGACAUUGUUGAUCAGUACAUAUAUGCAAUUGGUGAACAAAGGAGGAUGGGAUCCUGGAGUAUGAGGAAAAUUCUCAACAGGCCACAGGUCUUGCUUUCUUUGGACAGGAUUGCCAUUGAGGUUGAUAAGAUAAGGGAGAAGGUUAGGGAAUUGUCAUGCAGGAGAGACCGAUGGAUACAGCCUAUACCUGGAGGACUUGACAUCGAGAUGCCAGAAAAUAGUAAUAAGCAAGAAGUGCAUAUAUUGAGAAACAGUCAGCCAAACAAUGUGGACAUGCUUGUAGGAAUUGAUAAACAAAGAGAAAACCUGACUAAGUUGUUGUACGCAGAAAAAGGAUCUCCACGAGUUAUUACAAUUUUGGGCAUGGGUGGCUUGGGCAAAAGUACCCUUGUCCACCAUGUUUACAAGAGAGAAGGGUCCCAUUUUGAUUGCCGGGCAUGGGUUUCAGUGUCACAAUUGUGUAGCAUUGAUAAUAUCUUGAGAAACAUGUUUAAAGAACUCUAUGUGACUGACGAGAAAAAGGAGUCUGAUGUUGCAAAGAUGAGCAUUGAGGAGAUAAGAGUGGAUUUGAAACAAAUUCUGAAUAAAAAGCGGUGCAUAAUCAUACUGGAUGAUGUGUGGAGAGCUUCAAUUCUGUUGGAGAUUGGUGAACUAUUUUUUAGAUGUAGUGGCAAGAGGAGCAUCCUAGUAGUCGCAACAAGAAUUGACGAAGUGGCUUCAAUUGCUGAAGACGAUUGCAAGAUCACGCUAGAGCCUCUGAAUGAGCAUGAUGCAUGGGUUCUAUUUUGCAGGAAGGUGUUUUGGAAAACCGAAAAUUCUAUUGUUUCCCAAGAACUGCAGAAGUGGGGUCAGAAGAUCGUGAAGAAAUGUGAAGGUUUGCCGUUAGCUAUUGUUGCAAUAGGGAGCCUGUUGUCACUCAGGGAUAAAAGUGAAACGGAAUGGAAGUGUUUCUACCGUCAACUGAUAUGGGAGUUACAGAACAACCCAGAUCUAAACCAUGUGGAGUGGAUUUUAAACUUAAGUUACAAGCACCUACCAAAUUAUUUGAAAAAUUGUUUCUUAUAUUGUGCUAUGUUCCCAGAAGACUAUCUCCUUCGUAGGAAGAAGCUGAUCAGAUUGUGGAUUGCAGAAGGGUUUAUUGAACAGAGAGGAUCAAUGAGCAUGGAAGAGGUUGCAGAAAGUUAUCUCGUUGAACUUGUCCAUCGGAGCAUGCUUCAAGUCACAGAAAGGAACAGUUUUGGCAGGAUUCGACGUUUCCGUAUGCAUGAUCUUGUACGUGAACUAGCAAUUAAGCUGUCUGAAAAGGAGAGUUUUAACUCAACUUAUGAUGACACACCUGGGGUUAUAGAGGAUGUAUCAGACUCUCGCAGAGUUUCAGUGCUUCGCUGCAAUAAAGAUCUCAAACUAAACAUAGAUCCUUGUAGGCUAAGAACAUUUUUACUAUUUGACACAACCAUGCUAUAUUCUUCAUGGUCUUCAUUGGUUCCAUCUAAAUCUAAGUAUCUUGCAGUGCUAGAUUUGUCAGGCCUGCCUAUUGAGACUAUUCCUCAUUCGAUUGGAGAAUUGUUUAAUCUUAAAUAUUUGUGCCUCAAUGACACCAACUUGAAGUCGCUUCCAAAAAGUGUCACCAGACUCCAUAAUUUACAAACACUAAGCCUUGAAAGGACUCAGUUGUCGAGUUUUCCUCGUGGGUUUGCAAAAUUGAAGAAACUGCGGCACAUACUUGUCUGGAAGUUGCUUCACACAGGAAGCUCAAGUUUCAAUCACUCAAUAGGUGUGGGAUCAGCCAAUGAUAACCUUUGGGAUCUAACAGAAUUACAAACUCUAGAUGAAGUCCGAGCCAGUGAACGAUUUAUCAGCAAUCUAGAAAAUUUGGUGCAGCUAAGGAGUCUUUACAUCUCAGAUGUAAGAAGCAAGUACUGCUCACAACUUUGUACUUUAUCGAAGCUGCAACACCUCCUGAGAUUAAAUGUCAAAGCAUGCAACCAGGAUGAGGUGCUAAUGCUAGAGGCCUUGACAUUGCCACCGGAACUUCAGACGCUUCAAUUGACAGGUCGACUGGCAGAAGGAGUUCUGAAAUCUCCAAUGUUCUCGGCUCCUGGCAACACUCUUGUCAGAUUAAGUUUAUGUGGGUGCCAUCUUACAGAAAAUCCAAUUCCAUACCUCUCUAAGCUAUCGAAUUUAACAAGCUUGCAAGUUAAAGGGGCAUACGAUGGGCAAGAACUGGGAUUCCAUGAUGGUUGGUUCCCAAAGUUGAAGGGGAUGUCCUUGACAGACAUGGAACACAUUACUCGAAUUUACAUAGAAAAAGGAGCAUUGAUCUGUCUUGAGUAUCUUAAACUUGAUGGUCUCAAAGAGCUAGUCAGUGUUCCGGAUGUUCCAGUGAAAGAUCGACAAGUUAAACCCAGGAGGAACCCCAUCGUAAAAUAUUAG
Panicum virgatum (switchgrass) is the source of this 3243-nucleotide messenger RNA. RefSeq names its product disease resistance protein RPM1-like. Bases 1 to 3243 code for a protein of 1080 amino acids. Gene Ontology annotation, biological process: defense response to other organism. The transcript has 5 exons. Gene Ontology annotation, molecular function: ADP binding. The record is from RefSeq and is a predicted model, not a curated record. Lineage: Eukaryota; Viridiplantae; Streptophyta; Magnoliopsida; Poales; Poaceae.